This is a messenger RNA of Perognathus longimembris pacificus (Pacific pocket mouse), 4978 nucleotides long. RefSeq names its product tripartite motif containing 66 (gene Trim66). The transcript has 21 exons. Lineage: Eukaryota; Metazoa; Chordata; Mammalia; Rodentia; Heteromyidae. The record is from RefSeq and is a predicted model, not a curated record. Bases 646 to 4779 code for a protein of 1377 amino acids. Gene Ontology annotation, molecular function: zinc ion binding; protein binding.
UUCCAACCUUUCUGCAGCCAUCUUACCUGUAUUCUAAACCUCCAAAUUCUCCAUCUUUCACAGAAUACAGCCUACCCACAUCUAAGCCUUAUCUCUAUUUGUCCCUUAUACAGUCUUUUUACAUUAGUCAUACUUGGUACGUCUCCAUUUUGCUUUUACUCAUGCCAUUACUUAUGCUUGGAGUACUCAUCCUUUUCUUGAGUGCAUUUCUGAAGUCUCAACCUGUUAAGGCCUACCUUAUGUUUCUUCUAAGAACACUCCAGUCUACAGUAGUAAUAGCCCCAAUAUCUUCAGAGCACCUUGCUGUUUAUAAAAUGAAUCUGACUGUACAGCACUCCCAGCCUCAAUUUAUACAGAAGAAAACAGGCACAGAAGAAACAAUCCAGUGCCUCAUCAGGGGCAACAUAGUUGGUAAGGUACAGAGUCUGGGCUUCUCUCUGCUUUUACUUCACUGGCCACUCCCCCUCUGACCUCACAACAUUAUGGUCUUCAUCACUCCUUCAGCCUUAAUCUAUGACUAGCAGAAAGAGGUGGACAAGGUCUAAGAAGAGAUCAUCCUUCACUUGACAUCAAAACUGGCCUAUAAGUGUACGUGGAAUGUGUUAAGUUACCCAGGAACUACUCUCUUGGAAAGAUACUCUGUCAAUGGAGGGAGUGGAGCUUGCUCGAUUUACACGCUGCUUCACACCUGAAGAUGUUAUUGGAAAAGCUUCAGACCCAGGCAUGGGCACGGACAUGAGCAUGAACUUUAUGAGGCAAAUGCUAGCUGAUCAGAAAUACUACUUUAGGGACGAACCAAGAGAGACUGUAACCUCGACUUGCUCAUUGUGCCAACGGGACCUGCAAGAUGAGUGUUCUCGGCUGCUACCUUGCCAACAUUUGCUCUGUAAGGACUGCUUCCAUGGCUUAAUACAGGACCUAGGGCAUGUUGCCAAGGCUCCUGGGACUGUCCUAGAUGAGCUCAUCUCCUGUCCUGGGUGUAAGCGGGUAUAUCUUACCAGAGAUGUAACUGAACACUUUUUUCUACAGCACUUUCCUCCUGUGCAACUCAACAUGGCCAGGAACUGUUCUGAGUGCAAGGAGAAGAGGGCAGCACACAUCCUCUGCACCUACUGCAACCGCUGGCUGUGUAGCUCCUGCACAGAGGAGCACCGGCAUGGUCCUGCCCCUGGGGGUCCCAUCUUUUCUCGAGCUCAGAAAGGAUCUUCAGGAGUGAAUGGUGGUUCUGGGGACUUCGCUUUGUACUGUCCUCUACACACACAGGAAGUGCUCAAGCUAUUCUGUGAGACCUGUGAUGUGCUCACAUGCCAUAGCUGCCUAAUGGUGGAACAUAAAGAACACAGGUGCAGGCAUGUUGAAGAAGUUCUACAAAACCAGAGGAUGCUUCUGGAAAGUGUGACUACCCAGGUGGCACAUAAGAAAUCCAGUCUACAGACAUCUGCAAAGCAAAUUGAGGACAGGAUUUUCGAAGUGAAGCAUCAGCACAGGAAGGUGGAAAACCAGAUCAAAAUGGCCAAGAUGGUUCUAAUGAAUGAACUGAACAAACAGGCCAAUGGACUCAUAGAGGAGCUAGAGGGCAUCACUAAUGAAAGAAAACGGAAGCUGGAACAGCAGUUACAGAGCAUAAUGGUUCUCAACCGUCAGUUUGAACAUGUGCAGAAUUUCAUCAAUUGGGCUGUUUGCAGCAAGACAAGUGUCCCUUUCCUUUUCAGCAAAGAGCUGAUUGUAUUUCAGAUGCAGCGAUUGUUGGAGACAAGUUGUAAUACAGAUCCAGGGUCUCCUUGGAGUAUCAGAUUCACAUGGGAGCCUAACUUCUGGACCAAGCAGCUGGCUUCCCUUGGUUGCAUAACUACUGAAGGUGGACAACUGUCCCGCACAGAUACCACUGCCUAUGGGGGCUUACAGGGACCACCAUCCUUUUAUCAAAGCCACCAGUCCCCAGUGGCUCAGCAAGAGGCUCUCAGUCAUCCCUCACACAAGUUUCAGCCUCCAGCACUAUGUUCCUCAUCUGUAUGCUGCUCCCACUGUUCCCCAGUCUCAUCUUCUCUCAAAAGCCAGGUCCCCCCACCCAGCACCCAUCCGGCCCACAGCUUUAGACAGCCCUCUGAGAUGAUGCCUCACCAGUUAGGGUCAUUGCAGUGCCCUACUGUGCUACCCAGGGAGAAGGAACUAGCCUGCAGUCCUCAUCCUCCCAAGCUGAUGCAGCCAUGGCUGGAAACCCAGCCCUCUGCAGAGCAAGAGAGCACACCCCAGAGGUCGGGGCAGCACCUAACUUCACAGCCAGUGUGCAUCGUUCCUCCACAGGACAUUCAGCAAGCAGCCCAUGCCCAGUCCCCCUUACAGGCACCCUCCAUCCAAGUCCAGUUUGGCCACCACCAGAAGCUGAAGCUCAGUCAUUUUCAGCAACAGCCACAGCAGCAGCUGCCACCACCCCCUCCCCCACCACCCCCUCCCCCACAACAGCCACCCCCACCUCUGCCUCCAUCCCAACAUCUGGCUUCCAGUCAGCACGAGAACCCUCCUGGGCCUGCCUGUUCCCAGAACGUGGAUAUAAUGCACCACAAGUUUGAGCUGGAGGAGAUGCAGAAGGACUUGGAGCUUCUCUUGCAGGCUCAGCAGCCCAGCCUGCAGCUUAGUCAGACCAAAUCACCUCAGCAUCUCCAGCAAACCAUUGUGGGCCAGAUCAACUACAUCGUGAGGCAGCCAGCACCUGUCCAGUCCCAGAGCCAGGAGGACACCCUACAGGUUACAGAUGAGCCGCCAACAUCUGAGGGUCCAAAGCCAGCUCUUCCUCUUGACAAGACUACUACUUCCUUGCCUCAGACAACUGAAGAGGAAACUCCUCAAAGUGUUCCCACAAUGGACAACAACAUCCAGCACUCCUCUCCAAAUGUGGUGAGAAAGCACUCCACCUCAGUGAGCAUCAUGGGAUUUUCCAACACUCUGGAGAUGGAGUUGUCAUCUACCAGACUGGCAAGGACCCUAGAGCCACAGAUCCACAGCGUGAGCAGCCUGACAUCUGGUCCUCCCCAGGCAGUACCAAGCCUUCUGAGUGGCCCUCCACAAACUGUGUCUAACUUUUCAAGUGUUCAGAACCAUACCAUGCCAAGCCUGACAACCACUCAUCUACAGUCCAUACCAAACCUUGUGCGUGGCACAUACCAGUCCAUGCCCAACCUGAUGAGUGAUUCUUCACAAGCUAUCACAAGUUUAGCAAGUGACCACUGUCAGGGUGGGCCCAGCCUAAUGUCUGGUCACACCCAGGCUGUGCAAAGUCUGGCCACUUGUCCUCUGCAGAACAUACCUUCAGUUUCAGACAUACAGCUGGAAAGUAGAUCCAGUUCUAGUCCUGGCUCUGGCCAAACUUCGGAAAGCCUGUGCUCCAGAGAUGGGGCUGAUGUCUCCGUGGGCAACACCCUGUGUAAGAUGGAAAGUGAGGAUUCCACUCGUUUCAUUGAUUCAUUGGGACAAGGCCCCAAAGCCCCAAGUUUGGCUCUUCCCAAGAACUUGGCCAUCUCUUCAGAACUGGAGGAGCCAAUCAACCUCUCCGUGAAAAAACUUCCUGUGGCACAAGUAGUCAGCACAUCUACAGCUUUGCAGCAGUAUCAACACCCAAAAGAGCAUGAGAAUUUUGAACAAGGAUCCCUAGAGCUGGAUACAAAAGAGAACCAGAGCAUCAGAACUUGCAGUAGUGAGCCCAAGAUUCCCUAUGUGCGACUGGAGCGACUCAAGAUCUGUGCUGCUUCCUCAGGAGAGAUGCCUGUGUUCAAGUUGAAGCCCCAGAAGAAUGAUCAGGAUGGGAGCUUCCUGCUCGUCAUUGAGUGUGGCACUGAGUCUUCCAGCAUGUCCAUUAAGGUCAGUCAGAACAACCUUCCUGAUGCCAUCCAGGCCCCGGGUCUGGGGGGAAGAAAGGUCACUGUCACAUCUCUGGCUGGACAGCGACCACCAGAGGUAGAAGGCGCGUCCCCUGAAGAACAGCGUCUCAUCCCUCGAACUCCUGGAGGCAAAAAGGGUCCCCCAGCCCCAAUAGAGAAUGAGGACUUCUGUGCUGUGUGUCUCAAUGGGGGAGAGCUGCUGUGCUGUGAUCGCUGCCCCAAAGUGUAUCACCUUUCCUGCCAUGUGCCAGCCUUGCUCAGCUUCCCAGGGGGAGAUUGGGUGUGUACCUUGUGCCGAAGCCUGACACAGCCUGAGAUGGAGUAUGACUGUGAGAAUGCCCGCUAUAACCAGCCUGGAGUGCGGGCGCUUCCUGGUCUGAGCAUAUAUGACCAGAAGAAGUGUGAGAAGCUGGUACUGUCCUUGUGCUGCAAUAGCCUCAGCCUACCAUUCCAUGAACCCGUUAGCCCUCUGGCCCGGCAUUACUACCAGAUUAUCAAGAGGCCAAUGGAUCUAUCAAUCAUCCGUAGGAAGCUGCAAAAGAAGGAGCCAGCUCACUAUACUACUCCAGAGGAAGUGGUAUCAGAUGUGCGCCUCAUGUUCUGGAACUGUGCUAAGUUCAAUUAUCCGGAUUCAGAGGUUGCGGAGGCUGGGCGCUGCCUGGAAGUGUUCUUUGAAGGCUGGUUGAAGGAGAUCUAUCCAGAGAAACUGUUUGCCCAACCAAGGCAGGAAGACUCAGACUCUGAGGAAGUGUCUAAUGGGAAUGGAUGUUCCAUCUCCCAGGGCUUCCCAUGGCCCCCCUACAUGCAGGAAGGCAUCCAACCCAAGAGGCGGCGACGACAUAUGGAGAAUGAAAAAGCAAAGAAAAUGUCAUUUCGCAUGGCCAACAGCAUCUCGCAAGUAUGAGAGCCGGGAGGAGGCUGAGCACUCUGGUGGCUGGCGUCCCAUCUUGUUGACCAUUCCUCCUCAUCCUUCAGCUUACUCUCUUCUGAAUGUGGAUGUGAGAUGCGUCUUGUCGAGCUGUGUAGUGCUCUUCUUCACCAUUUGCAUCUACAGCAUUUGUUUGGGAGCCACAGUGCAUCCACUGCAGAGAAGAUUUCAGUAA